Papilio machaon (common yellow swallowtail) is the source of this 2163-nucleotide messenger RNA. RefSeq names its product O-acyltransferase like protein. Gene Ontology annotation, molecular function: acyltransferase activity, transferring groups other than amino-acyl groups. Bases 60 to 1943 code for a protein of 627 amino acids. The transcript has 12 exons. Lineage: Eukaryota; Metazoa; Arthropoda; Insecta; Lepidoptera; Papilionidae. The record is from RefSeq and is a predicted model, not a curated record.
CAGGGUUCGUGAGUCGCGAGGCAAACAAUACAUUAGUUUAGUGAAAAUACGCGUUUACAAUGUUUGUAUUCUUUUAUAUAUUUCAAUUUAUAAUUAUUUUUCAUAGCGAAGCUAUUAUUCUUCAAGUGAAUGAAUCCGAAUAUGACCGUAUGCCGGCAAUCUUCGACCUGGAGCCGUACCAUCCAUGCCUGCGUCGAGAGGACGGAGUCUACUGUCUACUUCGAGUAGACCUCCACGCUGAUGAAGAUAACGAGCUCAUGCAGCUUAUUCGUGGUUACUCGGAACAUACAGUGAAACAUUUUAAUUAUACAUAUUUGCAAAGGGGUGUUUGCGUGUCCACUACAUGCCGAGAUUUUAUGUCAAAUAAAACUGAAGUAAUAAGUAGAGUUGAUGACUUAGGAGGGAUCCUCGAGAGAUGCCUCAACGAGUCAUUGUUUAAACAGCACGGGCUGCAAGCGAAGCUAUCCACUGUAUACAACUGUGACAAACACAAUGACGAAAUUACAUACGAUACGUUAGAUUGGAUUGUGGCUUUUUGUUUUCUAAUAAUUUUAGCUAUUAACAUAACUGGAAGUUGUUAUGACUACUUCUAUCUGUCGAAAAUGGAAAAAAAUAAUAAAGAAAAUCGGUUUUUAUCAUCUUUCUCGGUAUUUCGAAAUUGGAAAUGGCUGACGGAGUACAGCGCCCCGGAACCGAGGAUGGAGAAACUGAAAGGAUUCCACUGUGUUAAGUGCAUACUAAUGUUUUUUAUAAUGUUUGACCACUGCGCGUGGAUAAAUGCCACAUUUACUAACUAUCCGUUGGAUUAUGAACGGUACUACGACACGUGGGGCUACCAGCUGGUGAACGGCGGGAUGAUGCUAGUUCAGAUAUUCUUCGUGCUAUCUGCCUUUAUCCUCGCCUACAAUCUGCUCCUGAAGAGCGAGAAGAUGCCUCUCACCUGGGCCAUCUAUCCUAAAAUUAUCUUACUAAGGAUUUGGAGGUUGAGCCCGGCGUACGCGGUGGUGCUGGCGUUCACCGCGAGCUGGCUGCGGCACGCGGGCGGCGGCGGGGGCCCGCUGUGGCAGCUGGCUGGCGGCAGCGUGGCCGGCGCCUGCCAGCGGUAUGCCUGGACACAUCUCCUGUACUUCAAUAACUACGUUGAAGAUAACAAGGCGUGUGCUCUUCAUACAUGGUACCUAGCGGCAGACUUCCAGUUGUUUGUGCUGGGUCUUGCAGUGAUGGUGGGAACGCGCGGACGCACAAGACAUGUGGCACUGUUUGUGCUGUUUCUUAUAGGCCUCCUUCUGCCGGCGUGGCAAGUCUGGCUGCAGGAUUUGGACGCCGUCGUACUAAAGAAACCAGAGUUCUACCGCAGCUUCCACAACCCGACAUUCCGCAAGAUGCACAUCUCGGGGCACGCCAACAUAGUGUGCUGCGUGUUCGGCCUCUCCACCGCCCUCCUCGUCUACCGAUUGCAGAGGAACAAAGUUGACUUAUCGAGGAAUAAGAUAUUAAAGCACCUGUGCUGGUUUGUGGUGCCGGGUGUAAUGGUGCUGUUAGCGUCGUGCGCGGUGUUCUACACGGCGGAGCGUGCGUCGCUGCUCACCAGGAUGACAGUGGCGGCGCUGCACCGGGUUGUCAUGGCAACCAUCUCCAGCUUCGUCAUCGUCGCCCUCGUGAUGAGGAUCAACAAGCCGAUCAGCCGCUUGUUGGAGUGGGGCGGGUGGGCGGUGCCGGGCCGGCUGUCGUACUGCGUGUACCUCGUCCACCUCAACAUGGUGCAUGUGCUGCUGGCGCGCAGGACUCAUCUCUCGCAAGUCUCCAUGUACAAUCUGGCGUUGAAUUUUGUGGGUGUGUACGGAUGGUCGCACGUGGUGGCGCUGAUGCUGCACCUGUUGGUGGAGGCGCCGACGUCGCGUCUGGUGCACGCGGCCACCACCGCACAUCACAAGACCGCGUGACACUUCCCCGCCAUAGACUUCAUAGAGUGAAUGGCGAUUAAGCUGAAGUUAUCUUUGCUUUUAGAUGGCGCUAUUCUUAAUCUUGAAGUGGAAUUAUUUUAUUUGUGUUUCUUUACUGAUUUAUUAAUCAAAUUGGAAUAAAUUAUAGGUUUCACGGUUAUAACAGAUUACAUGUCGUACGCGACUGCGUCCGCGCGCAAUUAAAAAAAAUGUAGUCUAU